Molecule: messenger RNA, 2196 nt
Organism: Humulus lupulus (European hop)
Lineage: Eukaryota; Viridiplantae; Streptophyta; Magnoliopsida; Rosales; Cannabaceae
Product: sulfhydryl oxidase 2
Exons: 13
Coding region: 577-1818 (413 amino acids)
Biological process (GO): protein folding
Cellular component (GO): Golgi membrane
Molecular function (GO): protein disulfide isomerase activity; flavin-dependent sulfhydryl oxidase activity
Source: RefSeq, a predicted model, not a curated record
GAAUACGGUUUUGAGUCUCUUUUUGCUGAGCUUCUUUGGAUGGUCAUCAGCUUCUUCGGGAUCGCGUUCGAUCCUCAGAGAAAUCGGUGCCGAAAACGGUGAUCCUCGUGACUAUGGCGUCGAUUUGAAUCUUACCAACUUUGAUUCUGUCCUUAAGGAUACCCCGGCUACCUAUGCCGUCGUUGAAUUUUUCGCUCACUGGCUUGUACGCAAGGCCUUAAUUGCAGAUUGUCUCUUUUAAAGGUUCCAUCUUUCAUGCCCUAUGCGAAUGAAAUUUUGAUUCAAUUACUGGUUCAAAUGGUAGACUGGUGUUGAAUUCAAUGAGAUUGAUUCAUGUUGGCACUUUUGUUUUUUGUGUAAAUGUAAGUUCAGCGUUAUGAUUUUGUGCACAAGAUGGUUAAUUUGAAGAUCAAAGUAUAUUGGACUGGAAAGUAACUUGAAUUGGUGAACGGUUUCAAGAGUUGAUUGAUACACUUUCAGUAGUUGCCUAGUUGGUGUCCUGCUUGCAGAAAUUAUAAGCCCCAUUAUGAAAAAGUAGCAAGGCUUUUUAAUGGGCCAGAUGCGGUUCAUCCAGGGAUGGUAUUGAUGACUAGGGUAGACUGUGCAUCUAAGAUAAAUACUAAACUCUGUGAUAGAUUCUCUGUGAGUCAUUAUCCUAUGCUCUUCUGGGGACCUCCUUCUAAAUUUGUUGGUGGUAGUUGGGAACCUAAGAAGGAGAAAAGUGAAAUACUUGUAAUUGAUGAUGGGCGUACAGCUGAUCGGUUACUUAAUUGGAUCAAUAAGCAAUUGGGCAGCUCAUUCAGCUUGGAUGAUGAGAAAUUUGAAAAUGACCAUCUUCCAUCAAAUGUCUCAGACCCUGGACAGAUUGCACGAGCUGUCUAUGAUGUUGAAGAGGCUACAACCACUGCCUUAGAAAUCAUCUUAGAACACAAGAUGAUCAAAUCAAAUACUCGAGCUUCACUCAUUAAAUUUCUUCAAAUUUUAGUAGCUCAUCACCCUUCUAAGAGGUGCCGAAAGGGAAGUGCUGAGAUUCUUGUGAACUUUGAUGAUUUGUUCCCAUCAGAUCUGCUGUUGGCCGACAAACAGGAAGAAAAUGAUGGAAAGAGUCCAUUGAGUAGUUUCCAGAUUUGUGGAAAAGAUGUUCCUCGUGGAUAUUGGAUGUUUUGCCGUGGCAGCAAGAAUGAAACCAGGGGUUUUAGUUGUGGAUUGUGGGUUCUUAUACAUUCUUUGUCGGUAAGAGUUGAGGAUGAGGAGAGCCAGUUUGCGUUUACUGCUAUACGUGAUUUUGUGCAUAACUUUUUCAUAUGCGAGGAAUGCCGCCAACAUUUUCAUAAGAUGUGCUCAAGUGUUUCUGGUCCUUUUACAAAAACCCGUGACUUGGUACUUUGGCUAUGGAAUGCUCACAAUAAGGUCAAUACAAGACUAAUCAAAGAAGAGGCAUCUCUAGAAACUGCUGAUCCUAAAUUCCCUAAGAUGAUAUGGCCUCCAAAACAGCUUUGCCCUUCUUGUUAUCGCUCUCAUACCCAGAGGAAUAAUGAAAUUGACUGGGAUCAGGACGAAGUAUUCAAAUUUUUAACUAACUAUUAUGGAAAGACCCUUGUUUCUCUUUACAAAGAUAAAGACGCUCUUGGGAAUGAUGGGGCUGAUGGGGCUAUUGAAGAAUUAGUGGCUUCUACAAAUGCGCUUGUGGUGCCUGUGGGUGCUGCAUUGGCAAUUGCUGUCGCUAGCUGUGCAUUCGGAGCACUUGCUUGCUACUGGCGCUCACAGCAGAAGAGUCGGAAGUAUUUUCAUCAACUACACUCUUUAAAGAACAUAUGAUAGUUAGGAGGGCCAAGAAGAAACUGGAACUAGGAAUUUUUUAAAGGUUUACAAGCCAAGAAGAAAUGGGAGCCAAGACUGUUGUAAAGGGAAAAUUUAUGCAUUGAAGGGAGGCUGAGUAAGAAUCCACACACAGCCUUGUAGCAGAUGCUUGUCUUGGGGUCAAAUCAAGCUUUUACUAUUUAAAGAUCCUAUGUGGAUUGUACAGAUUUAAUCAUAUUAAAUUUUGGGAGAGAAGCCACCAUUAGAUCUGCGGCCUUUUGUUAUAUUUUCCUCUUAUGUUUCUCUCUUCAUUUUUUCACCAUGUUUAGUUGUUAAUUUUACAGAUUUAGUCAAAAGAAAUGAGAAACCAUUAAUAGUGCAAUUAUAUUACUCCAA